AUGGACAGACUGACACCUAGGGGACCACCUGGCCAUCUUCCUCAGGGGGAGGCCUCUGUCUGCUGGCGGCUUACCGUGAGGGUCCUGGAGGCGCGGGGCCUGGGCUGGGCCGACAUGUUGAGCAAGGCAGAUCCCUAUGUGGUUUUACAGCUGCCAACUGUGCCUGGAAUAAAGUUUAAGACCAAAACAGUCACCAACUCCAGUCAUCCUGUAUGGAAUGAGACCUUCAGUUUCCUAAUCCAGACUCUGGUCAAGAAUGUUCUGGAGCUGAGCAUCUAUGAUGAGGACUCAGUCACAGAGGAUGAUCUUUGCUUUAAAUUUCUCUAUGACAUCUCAGAAGUCCCCCCUGGCAAGCUGCUCCGGAAGACCUUCUCCCUGCGUCCCCAGGGACAGGAGGAACUGGAUGUGGAGUUCCUGAUGGAAACAACGUCAGACCGCCCAGAAAACCUCAUCACCAACAACGUCCUUGUGGCUCGAGAGCUGUCGUGCUUGGAUGUCUGUGUGGAGAACACGAAGAGCACAGCCAUGGACUCAAACCAGGACAAUCUGGAGCUGGAGCUGGUGCUGAAGGGGUCAUAUGAGGACACACAGAGGUCUACCCUGGGCACAGCCUCUGCCUUCCGCUUUCACUACAUGGCGGCUCAAGAGACAGAGCUGAGUGGGCACCUGAGGAGCUCUAAAAGCAAUGGCUGGAACUCAGACAACUCAGCUGGGCACCUCACUGUGCCUCUAAGGCCCUCGGCUAUGGGGAAGGAGAUGACCAUUGAUGUUCCUGCCACAGAUGCCCCAGGAGUGAGGCUACAGCUCAAGGCUGAGGGCUGCCCUAAGGAACUGGCUGUGCGCUUGGGCUUCGAUCUUUGUGCAGAGGAGAAAGCGUUCCUGAGCAGGAGGAAGCAGGUGGUGGCCAGGGCCCUGAAGAAGGCCUUGCAGUUGGACAGAGACCUACAGGAAGACGAGGUCCCCAUCGUGGGCAUCAUGGCCACAGGAGGAGGCGCCCGGGCCAUGACCUCUCUCUAUGGCCACUUGUUGGCUCUGAAAAAGCUGGGACUCCUGGACUGUGUGACCUACUUCAGUGGCAUCUCAGGAGCUACAUGGACAAUGGCCCAACUAUAUGGGGACCCUGAGUGGUCGCAGACGAAUCUCGAGGGACCUAUCCGACACACCCGGGAGCAUCUGGCCAAGAGCAAGUUGGAAGCCUUCUCCCCAGAGCGCCUGACAAGCUACCGCCAGGAGCUGGAGUGGCGAGCAGAGCAGGGGCUGCCCACAACCUUUGUGGACCUGUGGGCUCUCGUUCUGGAGUCCAUGCUGCACAGCCAGGUGAUGGACCAGAAGCUGUCAGAACAGAGAGCUGCACUGGAGCGGGGCCAGAACCCUCUGCCCCUCUACUUGAGCCUCAAUGUCAAAGAGAACAACCUGGAGACGCUCGACUUCAAGGAAUGGGUCGAGUUCUCCCCCUAUGAGGUCGGAUUCCUGAAGUAUGGAGCCUUUGUCCCUGCUGAGCUCUUUGGCUCUGAGUUCUUCAUGGGGCAGCUGAUGAAGAGGCUCCCUGAGUCGCGGAUCUGCUUCCUGGAAGGUAUCUGGAGCAACGUUUUCUCCUUAAACUUGUUGGAUGCCUGGUAUGACCUCACCAGCUCCAGUGAGGCCUGGAAGCAGCAAAUCAAGGACAAGAUCGGACACCUGGGUAGGAAAGAGGAUGCCCCUGCCACCUCGAAGGCCUCCUCGUGGCUGGAGGACUUGUGGCUGCAGCCCGGAACGGCCCUGGCCCAGGCAUUUAAGGGCUUCCUGACAGGCAGGCCGCUCUACCAGCACACCUCCAACUUCCUCCAGGGCCUCCAGCCACACCAGGACUAUUGCAACCAGAAAAAUUUCUCUACCUGGGCAGACAGCCAGCUGGACUCCACCCCUGGCCAGCUGACCCCACAGGAGCCCCGGCUCUGCCUGGUGGAUGCUGCCUACUUCCUGAACACCAGCUCUCCCUCUAUGCUCCGGCCAGGCCGCAGGCUGGACCUCAUACUCUCCUUAGACUACAACCUGUCCUCGCCUUUUGAGACGCUGCAGCAGACUGAGGUGUACUGCCGAGGCCGCGGGCUGCCGUUCCCCGGCGUGGAGCCCAGCCCGCAGGACCAAGGCCAGCCCAAGGAGUGCUACCUCUUCUCCGACCCCACCUGCCCCGAUGCCCCUGUCCUGCUGCACUUCCCGUUGGUCAAUGCCUCCUUCAAGGACCACUCAGCCCCAGGUGUCCAGCGCAGCCCUGCAGAGCUACCAGCGGGCCAGGUGGACCUCACUGGAGCCACCUCACCCUACACCCUGUUCAACAUGACCUACAAGGAGGAAGACUUUGACUGCCUGCUGCAACUCAGUGAUUACAAUAUUCAGAACAGCCAGGACGCCAUCCUACAGGCCUUGAGGACGGUCCUGAAGCGCCAGGCCCCGGGGGACGGACUUCCGGGAGCACAGCCUUGA
Molecule: messenger RNA, 2463 nt
Organism: Pteronotus mesoamericanus
Lineage: Eukaryota; Metazoa; Chordata; Mammalia; Chiroptera; Mormoopidae
Gene: PLA2G4D
Product: phospholipase A2 group IVD
Exons: 20
Coding region: 1-2463 (820 amino acids)
Biological process (GO): glycerophospholipid catabolic process
Cellular component (GO): cytosol
Molecular function (GO): calcium-dependent phospholipid binding; calcium ion binding
Source: RefSeq, a predicted model, not a curated record